AUGAACAUUAAAGUUAACACCCAGUCUCUCUCUCUCUCUCUCUCUCUCUCUCUCUCUGUCUAUUUUACUUCAUUUCUAUAUUUCCUGUCUCCCUCUCUCCCCCCCUCCCUCUCUAUCUAUCAAGCUCUUUUUAUCUCUCUCCUUCUCUCCUUCUCUGCAUCUAUCUAUCUAUCUAUCUAUCUAUGUCCCCACUCUCUAACUCUCUAUAUCUAUCUAUCUAUCCUCUUUGUCAUUUCAUAUCUAUCUAUCUAUCUAUUUCAUCAGUUUCUAUCUAUCUAUAUCUAUCUAUCUAUCUAUCUAUCUAUCUCAGUUUUGUCCUUUCUAUCUACCAUAUACUGUUAUAUCUAUCUAUCUAUCUAUCUAUCUAUCUAUUACAAUUUGUUUCUUUCUUCUAUCUAUCUAUCUAUUUCAGUUUUGUCAUUUCUCUCUCACCAUGUACUGUUAUAUCUAUCUAUCUAUCUAUCUAUGUCCCCACUCUCUAACUCUCUAUAUCUAUCUAUCUAUCCUCUUUGUCAUUUCAUAUCUAUCUAUCUAUCUAUCUAUCUAUCUAUCUAUUUCAGUUUUGUCCUUUCUAUCUACCAUAUACUGUUAUAUCUAUCUAUCUAUCUAUCUAUCUAUCUAUCUAUCUAUCUAUCUAUCUAUCCCAAUCUGUUUCUUUCUUUCUUUCUAUCUAUCUAUCUAUCUAUCUAUCUAUCUAUCCCAAUCUGUUUCUAUCUAUCUAUCUAUCUAUCCCAAUCUGUUUCUUUCUUUCUAUCUAUCUAUCUUUCUUUCUAUCUAUCUAUCUAUCUAUCUAUUUCAGUUUUGUCAUUUCUCUCUACCAUAUACUGUUAUAUCUAUCUAUCUAUCUAUCUAUCUAUUUCAAUGUAUCUAUUUUUGAUUAUCUGUUUUUCUUUCUUCCCUACUUACAUUCACCCUCUUCCACCUGUCUAA
Molecule: messenger RNA, 930 nt
Organism: Acanthosepion pharaonis
Lineage: Eukaryota; Metazoa; Mollusca; Cephalopoda; Sepiida; Sepiidae
Source: the annotation of a GenBank genome assembly